AUGGCACCCUCAACGAUUGGGGACUUUGCUGAUGUCCCCUGCAACCAACCGCCCUCCACACCAAUCAAGCCCGUCCAUUCUGAAGGCGCUUUGAUGCAUAGAUCCCUUGUGCAACAUCCCUACAUGGUCGAAUCUGCACAAGGAAUCGAGUUAAAGUUGUCUAGCGGCCAAACCAUCAUCGAUGGCUGUGGCGGCGCAGCAGUGGCCUUACUAGGGCAUGGGCUAGAGGAAGUCAUUCAAGCCAUUACCGACCAAGCCCGCAAAGUCAGCUACGUUCAUACCCAAUCUUAUACCACCGCACCUGCAGAAGAGCUAGCCGAUGUUCUUCUUCAAGGUAACCCGUACGGCUUGGAAAAGGCAUUUUUCGUUGGCAGUGGCAGUGAAGCUGUCGAGUCAGCACUGAAGCUUGCUCGUCAAUAUCAUUACGAAAACGGUGAUCUGGACAAGGUACAUAUCAUCUCUAGACGUCAAUGCUAUCACGGAAACACAAUGGCUACCAUGUCUAUCUCCACAAACCUUGCUCGCCGGGCCCCCUACCAUGGCUUCCUUUAUCCCAAUGUCUCUCAUGUCUCUCCUGCCUUUGCCUAUCAUCACAAACACAGUUCCGAGAGUGAAGGCCAAUUUACCUCUAGAUUACUGGUCGAGCUUGAGGAAGAGUUUCUACGUGUAGGACCUCAAAAGGUCGCUGCAUUUAUCGCCGAGACAGUAGUUGGCGCAACAUCUGGAUGCGUGGCUGCCCCGGCUGGCUACUUCAAAGGUGUCAGAGCUCUUUGUGACAAGUACAAUAUCGUCAUGAUACUUGACGAGAUUAUGUGUGGUAUUGGUCGCACAGGUACCUUCUUUGCAUUCGAGCAAGAAGGGGUAGUGCCUGAUAUCAUGACUGUUGCCAAGGGCCUCGGAGGUGGUUACGCUGCCAUUGCCGGUGUUCUCAUUCAUAAACGAGUCGUUGACGUUCUGAGACAAGGUUCAGCCGCUUUCAAUCACGGGCACACUUACCAAGCACAUCCAAUCUCGUGUGCUGCUGCAUUGGCUGUGCAAAGGAUUAUCCGACGCGAUAACCUUGUUGAGCGUUGUGCCAAGAUGGGGUUGGUUCUUGAAAGAAUGCUAAGGGAAGAUCUCAGUGGGUGUAGGUCAGUUGGAGACAUCAGAGGUCGAGGCUUAUUCUGGGGAGUUGAGUUUGUGAAGGAUCAAGAAUCUAAGCAGCCAUUUGACCCUGCAGAUAAAUUUGGCUUGAUGGUACAACAGUUGGCUUUUGAGAAGGGUGUUGCUCUGUACCCAGGUGGUGCAACGAUCGAUGGAGUCAACGGCGACCACAUUCUCCUUGCACCACCAUUUACUGUAACAGAAGAUCAGUUGCGGAUCAUCUCUCAGACUUUGAAACAAGCAGUGGAGGCUGCAGAAAGAACAGUGUGCUUUGACUAA
Molecule: messenger RNA, 1422 nt
Organism: Fusarium poae
Lineage: Eukaryota; Fungi; Ascomycota; Sordariomycetes; Hypocreales; Nectriaceae
Exons: 1
Coding region: 1-1422 (473 amino acids)
Cellular component (GO): cytosol
Molecular function (GO): pyridoxal phosphate binding; transaminase activity
Source: RefSeq, a predicted model, not a curated record